GGGGCGGGCCCCGAGCCGCGGCGGGAAAAGCGGCGGCCGUGGCGCGUCUUCCGAGCGGCCCCGGGCUGUGAGGGGCUCCCCGUCGGCGUGCGGCGUCGCCAUGGACGCGGCCGAGGUGGAGUUCCUGGCCGAGAAGGAGCUGGUUACCAUCAUCCCGAACUUCAGUCUCGAUAAGAUCUACCUUAUCGGGGGGGACCUGGGCCCGUUCGACCCCGGCCUCCCCGUGGACGUGCCGCUGUGGCUGGCCGUCAGCCUGAAGCAGAGGCAGAAGUGUCGCCUGCUGCCGCCGCCCUGGAUGGACGUCGAGAAGUUGGAGAAGAUGAGGGAUCACGAACGAAAGGAGGAAACUUUCACUCCAGCGCCCAGCCCCUACUACAUGGAACUCACCAAGCUCCUGCUAACUCACGCGUCAGACAACAUCCCCAAAGCAGAUGCGAUCCGGACCCUGAUCAAAGAUCUGUGGGACACGCGCAUGGCCAAGCUGCGGGUGUCCGCCGACAGCUUUGUGCGGCAGCAGGAGGCACACGCCAAGCUGGAUAACUUGACCUUGAUGGAGAUCAACACCAGCGGGGCCUUCCUCACAGAGGCGCUCCGCCACAUGUACAAGCUGCGCACCAACCUCCAGCCUUCCGAGAGCGCCGCGUCGCAGGACUUCUAGAGGAGAGCCGGUGCUUGUGGAGCCACAGGGCCUCCCCCUGCUGCCAGGAGGCUUGCUGGGCGCUGUGAGUGCGUGCUGCGGACGUGACAGAGGGACUCACGGUUCUAGAGUUCAGGUCAGGACACAUUUUUGAACACGUGAAAAAGGUAUGAUGAUUCCAGGAGUGAAUUUAACAAACAGGUGAGAGAGCAACGAGCUUGUGAUUGAUCAGUCUGCGAACAGGGCUCCCCUGGACUCAGUCACCAUCCCGUUCUGGGAGCCAGCUCUUCUCCUGUGGGGUAAGGAAGAAGCUUUAGGCAAGCGAGUUGUUCCUCCUAGCAGACGUGGGCCUCCGCUGUGAGAAUGCCAUGCUCAGCUGUGUGCCUGGCGACCGGUGGAUGCACAGGGACGGUGAUGUGGCCGGGGGCAUUUGCAUUUCUCGAUCUUGGUUUCUUGGCUAAAGUUAGAACCUCUUGUAGACACGGCUCACACAGAACAGUGGCCGAUGAAGGCUGGUAAUGCUGACCGUGUUCGCCGUCCAGGUCUCAAUCCACAAUAAAGAUGUGCUCAGCUUGA
Molecule: messenger RNA, 1213 nt
Organism: Chinchilla lanigera (long-tailed chinchilla)
Lineage: Eukaryota; Metazoa; Chordata; Mammalia; Rodentia; Chinchillidae
Gene: Gins2
Product: GINS complex subunit 2 (Psf2 homolog)
Exons: 5
Coding region: 101-658 (185 amino acids)
Biological process (GO): double-strand break repair via break-induced replication; DNA replication
Cellular component (GO): nucleus; GINS complex
Source: RefSeq, a predicted model, not a curated record